Molecule: messenger RNA, 745 nt
Organism: Lethenteron reissneri (Far Eastern brook lamprey)
Lineage: Eukaryota; Metazoa; Chordata; Hyperoartia; Petromyzontiformes; Petromyzontidae
Product: protein cornichon homolog 2-like
Biological process (GO): vesicle-mediated transport
Source: RefSeq, a predicted model, not a curated record
AUUGACCGCCCUAACGAGCUCGUGACGUCGCUGCCGUUGCAGAUCAUUGCCUUCGACGAGCUCAAGAAAGAUCUGCGCGCGUCCACGGAUCCGGAGAGCAACCCCAAUCAGACGCAAAUGGAGCGGCUAAGGAAGGUGGAGCGCAUCUGCCGAAUGCUGAAAAAGAUCAUAUCGCCUGAGUACUUCAUCCACGCACUCUUCUGCCUCAUGUUCCUCUGCGCCAUGGAGUGGCUCACGCUCAGCCUCAACACUCCGCUGCUGUGCUACCACGUGUGGAGGUACUUCCACAGGCCCCUGUUAGACGGCCUGUACAGCCCCACGAGCCUGACGAACGUGGAGGUGCUGGGCUACUGCCAGCGGGAAGGCUGGCUCAAGCUGGGCUUCUACCUUCUCUCCUUCUUCUAUUACCUCUACAACAUGAUAUACACGCUCAUCGCUAACGUAUAGAGAGGAGAGGAGAGAGACAACAACUGGACAUCCGGAUGAAUACGAAGAGACAUUUUUUUUAAACAAAAGCGAACAGCAAAGACCACUGGACAACGAUGACUGGGAGUUGUUUUUUGCGGUCUUAUUUUUUUUGUAUUCCCGGAGAAGACUGCGACUACUGCUGCUGCUGCUGCUGGUGGUCGUGGUGUUUCUCUCGCUCGCUCGCUCGCUCCCCCUCUCUCUUCAAAAACAAAACCUCUGAACGGUGGAUUCGGCAUCUGCCGCUCAACUGGCGGAGGAGUCUCAUCCACUGGGGGUG